UUGUGAUGAGCUCUAUUUAAAUGAGCUGCCGGAUCGGGGCAGAUUCCAGCCAUACAUGAGCAUUGUCAUUUUGGGGAACAUGGAGGGCUGAAGGAUUUUUGGAUCGAGUCCUAAGAAAGGCUGAGAGUGAUGGCCUCCUGAGCUGUACAGAGGGCGACAGAGCUAGUUCCUGAAAGUUGAAAAUCUCGUUUUCUUCCUUCUGAGCUUCUAUUCCAAGGCACCCAGAGGAUUAGGAAGGAGAUGCAGCUAGGAAGAGAGUCGCCUCUUUGAGGUCUCCCUCUUGCUGUUCAGUUUGGGAAAAUUGCUGCAGAGCCUUCGAGAUAAACAGGAACAGGAGGAGUCAGCCAAGCUCUUUCUUGCAGGAACGUCUCAGAGCUCAUCUCCUGUGCUGGGUGUAAGCGAGUAUUCCUUACAGGGAUGUAACUGAACAUUUUUUUCUGCAGUGUUUUUCUACUGGGCAAUCCAAGAUGGCCAGGAACUGCUCUGAGUGCAAGGAGAAGAGGGUGGCGCACAUCCUCUGCACCUACUGCAACCGCUGGCUGUGCAGCUCCUGCACGGAGGAGCACCGGCAUGGGCCCGCCCCUGGGGGCCCACUCUUUCCCCGCACCCAGAAGGGGUCUCCAGGAGUGAAUGGUGGUUCUGGGGAUUUCGCCUUGUACUGUCCUCUGCACACACAGGAGGUGCUCAAGCUAUUCUGCGAGACCUGUGAUGUGCUCACAUGCCAUAGCUGCCUCAUGGUGGAACACAAAGAACACAGGUGCAGACAUCUUGAAGAAGUUUUGCAAAACCAGAGGAUGCUUCUGGAAAGUGUGACUACACAGGUGGCUCAUAAGAAAUCCAGUCUACAAACAUCUGCAAAACAGAUUGAGGACAGGAUUUUUGAGGUUAAGCAUCAGCAUAGGAAGGUGGAAAACCAGAUCAAGAUGGCCAAGAUGGUUCUGAUGAAUGAGCUGAACAAACAGGCCAACAGGCUCAUAGAGGAGCUGGAGGGCAUUACUAAUGACAGAAAGCGCAAGCUGGAGCAGCAGUUACAGAGCAUCAUGGUUCUCAACCGUCAGUUUGAACACGUGCAGAACUUCAUCAACUGGGCUGUCUGCAGCAAAACCAGUGUCCCUUUCCUUUUCAGCAAAGAGCUGAUUGUGUUUCAGAUGCAGCGAUUGCUGGAGACAAAUUGUAACACAGAUCCUGGCUCCCCUUGGAGUAUCAGAUUCACCUGGGAGCCUAACUUCUGGACUAAGCAGCUAGCUUCCCUUGGCUGUAUAACUACUGAAGGUGGACAGCUGUCCCGGGCAGAUAUUCCUGCUUAUGGAGGCUUGCAGGGACCAUCAUCCUUUUAUCAAAGCCACCAGUCCCCAGUGGCUCAGCAGGAGACUCUUAGCCACCCAUCACACAAGUUACAUACUCCAGCACUGUGUUCCUCAUCUGUGUGCUGUUCCCACUGCUCACCAGUCUCACCCUCCCUCAAAGGCCAGGUCCCCCCACCCAGCAUACACCCAGCCCACAGCUUUAGACAGCCCUCUGAGAUGGUGCCCCAACCACUAGGGUCACUGCAUUGCCCUACCCUGCUGCCCAGAGAGAAGGAGCUGGCCUGCAAUCCUCCCCCACCGAAGCUAAUGCAGCCCUGGCUGGAAACGCAGCCCCCAGCGGAGCAGGAGGGUGCACCCCAGCGGCUGGGGCAGCAGCUGACUUCCCAGCCCGUGUGCAUCGUUCCCCCCCAGGAUGUGCAGCAAGGAGCGCAUGCCCAGCCCUCCCUACAGACACCCUCUAUCCAAGUCCAGUUUGGCCACCACCAGAAGCUGAAACUCAGCCACUAUCAGCAGCAGCCCCCGCAGCAGCUCCCAGCUCUGCCCCCUGCACCCCCUGUGCCCCAGCAGCAGCCACCUCCACCUCUACCUCCAUCCCAGCAUCUGACUUCUGGCCAGCAUGGGAGCCCUCCUGGGCCAGCCUGUUCUCAGAACAUGGAUAUCAUGCACCACAAGUUUGAGCUGGAGGAAAUGCAGAAGGACCUGGAGCUUCUCCUUCAGGCACAACAGCCCAGCCUGCAGCUGAGCCAGACCAAAUCUCCUCAGCACCUACAGCAAACCAUUGUGGGGCAGAUCAACUACAUUGUGAGGCAGCCGGCACCUGUGCAGCCGCAAAGCCAGGAGGACGCCGCACAGGCUACGGAUGAGCCCCCAGCACCUGAAGGCCCAAAGCCGGCUCUCCCGCUUGACAAGAAUGCUGCUGCUAAUGUGCCCCAGGCGGCUGGGGAAGAAACCCCUCACAGUGUGCCCCCUCUGGAAGGCACCAUCCAGCACUCCUCUCCAAAUGUGGUGAGAAAGCACUCCACUUCAGUGAGCAUCAUGGGCUUUUCCAACACUCUGGAGAUGGAGCUGUCAUCUACCAGGCUUGCGAGGACCCUAGAGCCACAGAUGCAGAGCAUGAGCAGCCUAACAGCUGGCUCCCCACAGGUGGUACCAAGCCUGCUGAGUGGCCCCCCACCAACUGUGUCCAGCCUGACAAGUGGUCACAACCAGGCUAUGUCCAACCUGGCAGCCAGUCACCUGCAGACUAUGCCCAGCCUUGUGCGUGGUACACCCCAGUUCACACCGAACCUGAUGAGUGACUCCUCCCAGACCAUCACAAGCCUGGCAAGUGAUCACUGUCAGGCCGGGCCCAACCUGGUGUCUGGUCCCACCCAGGCUGUGCCAAGUCUGGCAACUUGUCCUCUGCAGAGCAUGCCUCCGCCUUCUGACAUGCAGCCAGAAACUGGGUCCAGCUGUAGUCCUAGCUCUGGCAGAGCUGCAGGGAGCCUGUGCUCUGGAGAUGGGGCUGACUCCUCCCUGGGGAAUGCCUUCUGUAAGAUGGAAAGUGAAGAUUCCAGCUGCUUCACUGACUCUCUGGGACAAGGCCCCACAGCCCCUGGUCUGGAUGUUUCCAAGAACUUGGCUCUCCCCUCAGAACUGGAGGAGCCAAUUAACCUCUCUGUGAAAAAGCCUUCCCUGGUCCCAGUGGUCAGCACCUCCAUGACUCUGCAGCAGUAUCGGAACCCAAAAGAGUAUGGGAAUUUUAAACAAGGAACGCUAGAGCUGGAUACAAAAGGGAACCAGCGCAUCAGACCUUUUAGUAGUGAGCCCAAGAUUCCCUAUGUACGACUGGAGCGACUCAAGAUCUGUGCUACCUCCUCGGGAGAGAUGCCUGUGUUCAAGUUGAAGCCACAGAAGAAUGAUCAGGAUGGGAGCUUCCUGCUGGUCAUUGAGUGUGGCAGUGAGUCCUCCAGCAUGUCCAUUAAGGUCAGCCAGGACCGUCUGUCUGAUGCCAUCCAGGCCCCAAGUCUGGGGGGAAGAAAGGUCACUGUCACUUCUCUAGCUGGGCAGCAGCCACCAGAGGUAGAGGGUGUAUCUCCUGAAGAACACAGACUCAUUCCUCGAACCCCUGGAGCCAAGAAGGGGCCCCCAGUUCCAAUAGAAAAUGAGGACUUCUGUGCUGUGUGUCUCAAUGGGGGGGAGCUGCUGUGCUGUGACCGUUGCCCCAAAGUGUACCACCUUUCCUGCCACUUGCCAGCCUUGCUCAGCUUCCCAGGGGGAGACUGGGUGUGCACCUUGUGCCGCAGCCUGACUCAGCCCGAGAUGGAGUACGACUGUGAGAAUGCCCGCUACUGGCAGCCAGGUGUGCGGCCCCCCCAAGGCCUCAGCGUGCAUGACCAGAAGAAGUGUGAGAAGCUGGUGCUGUCCCUGUGCUGCAAUAGCCUCAGCCUGCCCUUCCACGAGCCUGUCAGUCCACUGGCCCGGCAUUACUACCAGAUCAUCAAGAGGCCCAUGGACCUGUCUAUCAUCCGGAGGAAGCUGCAGAAGAAGGACCCAGCUCACUAUACCACCCCAGAGGAGGUGGUGUCAGAUGUCCGCCUCAUGUUUUGGAACUGUGCUAAGUUCAACUAUCCUGACUCAGAGGUUGCAGAGGCUGGCCGCUGCCUGGAAGUGUUCUUUGAGGGCUGGUUGAAGGAGAUCUAUCCAGAGAAACAGUUUGCCCGGCCACGGCAGGAGGACUCGGACUCUGAGGAGGUGUCUAGUGAGAGUGGGUGUUCCACUCCCCAGGGCUUCCUGUGGCCCCCCUGUGUGCAGGAGGGCAUUCAACCCAAGAGGCGGCGGCGGCAUAUGGAGAAUGAAAGAGCAAAAAGAAUGUCGUUCCGCCUGACCAACAGCAUCUCCCAGGUGUGAGAGCUGGAAGGAGACUGAGCACCGGCGUGGCUGGUGCCCCAUCCUGUUGACCACUCCUCCCCACCUUUCAGCUCAUUCUCUUCAGAUUGUGGACGUGAGACAAGUCUUGUCAAGCUGUGUAGUGCUCUUCGCCAUUUGCAUCUUACAGCAUUUAUUUGGGAGCCAUAAGUGCAUCCACUACAGAGAAGAUUUCACUAAUAAACAGCAAAGGGAGAGGUGUUCCCUAUACCAGAAUAAUCAGAUGUGUAGGGUCCACUUGACAAGACCAAGCCUGGCAAGGCUCGGGAGGACCUCCAUAAAUUCUCUGUGUGAGGAAAGCAGACUUUUCUCACCUUUCAGUGUGCAGGGCUUCAGAGCAAUGUAUAUAUCUGAACUCCUCCAGGGCCCAGAAGUCGGUAAAGAAGGGAGAGAGGUUCUGACAUAUGGCAGACCUGUGAUCCCUGGCCCAGCACAGCCAAAGACUGUCACUGUUUGCCUUUGCUUGCCCUGCGGGGACAGAGGCACCAGCCCUGGGCAGGGUAAUGGAAGCUUCCAGAGGCCAUAGGUCUCAGUUGGUGCCUAUUCGGUUCUAACGGUUUUCAGGGUAUUUGUUUCUCCUGCCCCCUUUCCUGAUGUUGGCAUAGGUGGCUGCUGUGAGAGUGCUCUGGAUGGUGUGGCAUUCUUGACAGGGCUGGGUGGCUGUGCAGAGAUGGCUUACACUCUCAGGCUCAGAAUUCACUUGCAGGCUUAGGAAGAUGUCAGUGUCAGAGCCUGGCCUUUGUGCCACUUUGGAUUAAUAGCUCUUCUUUGGUGUCAGAACCUGCCUUCCUAGAAGUGAUUGUCAGUGGCCACCCCUUCAUUAUCUCCAUUCAGAGGUCUGCAUCCUGAGUUCGUCAUGGAAACACUGAGGCAGCUACCAUCUGCUUCAGGGACAGAGUGUCCUGGGCAAGGAGAGUGGCCCACAACCAGCUCACUCUACUCAGCUCUCCUGCUCCUCCACCAGUCCUCCACCUCUCCACAUUCACAGAGCCAAAGAUGAGAAGUGAAUCCUCUGGCUUGCCUGCUUCCAGGCUGUCCAGCCCAGAAAAAGCUGAGACUCUACUGGCAGCCCUUUUUGGCUGGAGGUUGGAGAAGGCCAGGGACUGACAGGAGCCAGACCUAAGCACUCACGGGGGAGUUUUUGUCUAGGGUGGAGGAGGAAAGGUGAGAGGUGAGAAGCCAGUGUUCUUCAGUGACCCUGAAGCGCCUUCAGGACUUGACUUCCGGAAUGCAGGGAGAAGUGUCCUGGAAGCCACAGGAACAGGAGCUUCCGGCAAAAUCUUGAUGGGUUUUUUGGUCUGUGUAGGAAGUUUGGGUGGAGGAGGCACUGGCAGCUGCUGGGGGCCGGCCACCUCCCCAGCAAGGACUUGGUUGAGAAGGAAGCUAUUGCUGGUGGUGUUGGGGGAUCAGUGGGCCCGGCACUUCGGUGGCCUGUGCUGGAGACACAGAUUCCCCUGGUCCUGCCAUGGCCUGGCUAAUUUCAAGGGAGUCUUAGGACAUGGCUUUAUGGUGGCUAAGAGAUGAAGUUUAAGGGAGUUCUUGUUUAUAGAGCCUUUGUUAAUGGGAACAUUUUGGUCAGAAAAAACAUAUCUUCUCUUACUGUGAGUUGAUGGUACUGCUCAUUUCCUUCUCCACCCAGGUUGAGAGAUCAUCUUCAAAGCAGAUCAUGCCCAUUGACUUAACGUUCUUUCACCAGCACUUGCCAAGCUCUCCUAAGCAGAUGGGCUUCCAUAAUCCUAUUUUCUAGUUUGGGGUAACUAAGUCUUUAAUACUGCAGCAGCCAGGCAAUCUUUAGACCUUGCUCUCUGCUAUUUGGGGCUCACAUGACUUUCUGAUUUGGGCUCUGACUACUACCCUUUCCAUUUUUGAAACUUUUUCUUUGUUUCGUUUACUCAGCAAGGUUCCCUCUGAAAUUACCUCACUAAUUCCUGUUCUUGUUCAUCUUUCCUUUGUGUGGCCCACAUUCCCACCUUCCCUAAGUGAGCUUCAUGGUGCUCUGUGUCGGGCAGCCAGGUGAAGGCUGUGACUGGCUCAAACCUGAUUGAAAUUCUUCCCCGGGACCAGUUGGAGACCACAAAUAUGAAGCAGAAACGCCUGGUUAAAUGCUUGGCUUCCCUUCUAUCAGUGAAACUCUCAGCUGGUGCAGCCUGCUGGGCCCAAGGACUGGCCUAUUUGGCCAGGGGAUCUUAGUAAUGUGGUACGGAGUCACAUGUUCCCUUCCCAUCACAGAGACCCUGCAUGCUGAGGGGCUCCCUUUAGGCACCUGAGCAGGGAGGAGUGGGAGGUAGCGUGUCCUUUCCCCCAAGGGUUCCAGGCCCUGGCCCACCACACUUUUCCUACACUGGUUACCCCACAGCACUGCCCUCUCCCUGUCUUUUCCUGUGUAUACUUAGCACUGAUGUUUUGAGUCAUGGUUUUGUUUUGUUUUUGCAUGCAGAAAAUAGAACAUGACUUCCUAGAAAUUAAAAAGCUAUUAACUGAGUGACUGACUUCAGUGGCUGUUUGCUAACAUUUGAGCUGAUCCUGCUUUUUACUUACUCUCAUAAUGGCCUCAUUUUGAAGGUAGUCAAGUCCUUUGGCCCUCAACAAAGUCACGAAAUGGAAAUACAGAGUUCUGGAUUCCUGCAAUACAGAAUGCAGUCCUAGAGUAGAAACUGGGCUUCUUGUGUGUGCUGAGAAACAGGAGAAUGGAGUAGCAUCGGUGGGUGAAAAGGGGAUUUUCAUGCAAAAAUUGGUGCAAGAUGAACUUGCAGAGCACUCUUCCAGAAUAUGUGUGGUUUGGCCCUUCCUGACUUUUAACAAUUGCCAACUACAAACCCUCCCUACAUACCCUCUUCAUGAGAACCAGCCACCAGAACCUCUCUAGGCUCUGCUGCAUGCAGGCCUGCCAUCAACCCUGGCAGACUCUGGCUCCUUAUACCCGUUUCUGGCAACAGGUCUUUGCCUUGCUCCUAAGACCUAGGCCCUUCCUUGUUUGUUCCUGGGGUCUGCUCUGCUCCCUCUCUCACCCCAUGAUGUCACCUCCAUAGUCUUCUCUUCUGAACUCUUGGCUCCUCCUGGAUCAUCACCCCUGUGCUUCUCCUACUCACUGCCAUUUAGUUAAAUUGCCUGCUCCUUUAACCCUUUAACCCAAGCUCUCUCUGAUCUCCCAGUCUUUCAGCCUUCUCCUGGACUUCUUCCUCUCUCCAGUCUGAACCCAUGGCCCCACCAUGCACUGAUAUUUUUAUCAGCAUCCUGAACUUUCUCAUCCUCUCCAACUUGUGCUGAAACUGUCAACCAUUCUCCAUUUUCUGUACUGAUCUGUUUUCUCUCCCUCUUCCUUGAGCUGCUAAGCAUGAGUGGUUCAUAGUUUACAGCCUCAGUUGGGCUCUCAGCAUUGAUUGGGUAUCUUUGGCUUGUUAUGACUCUGCUUUCUGUCCAUGCCCUUCAUCUUUGCUCUCAGCAAAUGACUGACUUCAUUGUCACUUUUUGAAGCGAGGCCCUAAAGCAAGAACUUCCUUGCCCACUGGCUCGUCUCCCCUCCCACCUCUCUGUGUCUGUACCCAUCCUCAGCCCCUUCCCUCCAUUUCCUAUCUGGCACCUUAUUUCUUGAAUCUUGCUGUAUGUCCUCCAAGACUGCUCUGUCACUUACCCCCCUGC
Molecule: messenger RNA, 7853 nt
Organism: Manis pentadactyla (Chinese pangolin)
Lineage: Eukaryota; Metazoa; Chordata; Mammalia; Pholidota; Manidae
Gene: TRIM66
Product: tripartite motif containing 66
Exons: 20
Coding region: 468-4196 (1242 amino acids)
Molecular function (GO): protein binding; zinc ion binding
Source: RefSeq, a predicted model, not a curated record